This is a messenger RNA of Rubroshorea leprosula, 1101 nucleotides long. The record is from the annotation of a GenBank genome assembly. Lineage: Eukaryota; Viridiplantae; Streptophyta; Magnoliopsida; Malvales; Dipterocarpaceae.
CCUCUCCUUGUCUAUUCUUCUAUAUAGAAACCUCGGCGUCUCUCAGACUCUUUUCCAUGGCGAUCGCAGAGGAACAACCGCAACAACAGGAGAAGGCUUCUUCGGAGGUUUCAACAGCAGAAAAGAAAAGAUGGACGCUCAACGAUUUUGACAUUGGGAAGCCUCUUGGACGGGGAAAGUUUGGGCACGUUUAUUUGGCAAGAGAAAAAAGGAGCAACCAUAUAGUGGCUUUAAAGGUGCUCUUUAAGAGCCAAUUGCAGCAGUCUCAGGUUGAACAUCAACUACGUCGGGAAGUUGAAAUUCAAAGUCAUCUACGCCAUCCAAAUAUUUUACGCCUCUAUGGUUAUUUUUAUGACCAGAAACGUGUAUAUCUCAUACUGGAAUAUGCAGCCAAAGGUGAACUCUACAAGGAACUGCAGAAGUGUAAAUACUUCAGUGAGAGACGUGCUGCCACAUAUGUUGCACAAUUGGCUCGGGCCCUCAUUUAUUGUCAUGGAAAGCAUGUAAUACACAGAGACAUCAAACCAGAGAACCUCUUAAUUGGUGCACAGGGUGAACUUAAAAUUGCUGAUUUUGGAUGGUCAGUGCACACAUUCAACCGAAGGCGAACCAUGUGUGGCACACUGGACUACCUUCCCCCUGAAAUGGUUGAAAGUGUGGAGCAUGACGCUAGCGUAGAUAUCUGGAGUCUUGGUGUAUUAUGUUAUGAGUUCCUGUAUGGAGUCCCUCCUUUUGAGGCCAAGGAACACUCUGAUACAUACAGAAGGAUUGUGCAAGUAGAUUUGAAGUUCCCUCCUAAACCAAUUGUCUCAUCUGCAGCAAAGGACCUUAUCAGUCAGAUGCUUGUUAAGGAUUCUUCACAGCGUCUGCCACUGCAUAAACUUCUUGAGCAUCCAUGGAUUGUCCAAAAUGCUGAUCCAUCUGGCAUCUAUAGAGCUUGAUUCACAUUGUAGUAGCAUCCCUGGAUUGUACUUAACUACAUUGUCAUUAAUUUUAACAUCUUUGGUUGUAGAAGAACGCUGGGCUCUGAAUAUGGUUAUUGCCAUAACCCAAAGUAAAGUUGUUUUUAAAUUUUGUUUUGAAUAAUCUGUCCUCGAAAUU